AUGCAGAAGGGGAUGCGGCUCAAUGACGGGCACGUCACCUACCUGGGGCUGCUGGCGAAGAAGGACGGCGCCAGGAAGGGCUACCUGAGCAAGCGGAGCUCCGACAACACAAAAUGGCACACCAAGUGGUUCGCGCUGCUGCAGAACAUGCUCUUCUACUUCGAGACCGACUCCAGCUCCCGGCCCUCGGGGCUCUACCUGCUCGAGGGCUGCGUCUGCGACCGGGCGCCCUCCCCCAAGCCCUCCCUCUCGGCCAAGGACUCCCUGGAGAAGCAGCAUUACUUCACCGUUAAUUUCAACCACGAGAACCAGAAGACCCUGGAGCUGAGGACCGAGGAUGCCAAGGACUGCGACGAGUGGGUGGCAGCCAUAGCUCAUGCCAGCUACAAGAACCUGGCGACAGAGCACGAGGCGCUGAUGCAGAAGUACCUCCAUCUCCUGCAGAUUGUGGAAACGGAGAAGACCGUUGCCAAGCAACUCCGCCAGCAGAUCGAGGACGGGGAGAUCGAGAUCGAGCGCUUGAAGGCCGAGAUCGCCUCCCUGCUCAAGGACCACGAGCGCAUCCAGGCCGGCCAGACCAGCGCGCCCAGCGACGACGACAGCGACAUCAAGAAAAUCAAGAAGGUGCAGAGCUUCCUGCGGGGCUGGCUGUGCCGGAGGAAGUGGAAGACGAUCAUCCAGGACUACAUCAGGUCCCCCCACGCUGACAGCAUGCGCAAGAGGAACCAGGUCGUCUUCAGCAUGCUGGAGGCGGAGGCCGAGUACGUCCAGCAGCUCCACAUCCUCGUCAACAACUUCCUGCGGCCGCUGCGGAUGGCGGCCAGCUCCAAGAAGCCUCCCAUCACGCAUGACGAUGUCAGCAGCAUAUUCCUCAACAGCGAAACGAUCAUGUUUUUGCACCAAAUCUUUUACCAAGGCCUGAAGGCAAGGAUAUCCAGCUGGCCGACGCUGGUGCUGGCCGACUUGUUCGACAUCCUGCUGCCCAUGCUGAACAUCUACCAGGAGUUUGUGAGGAACCACCAGUACAGCCUGCAGAUCCUGGCACACUGCAAGCAGAACCGGGACUUCGACAAGCUGCUGAAGCACUACGAGGCCAAGCCCGACUGCGAGGAGAGGACCCUGGAGACUUUCCUGACCUACCCCAUGUUCCAGAUCCCCAGGUACAUCCUGACGCUGCACGAGCUGCUGGCUCACACCCCGCACGAGCACGUGGAGAGGAACAGCCUCGAUUACGCCAAGUCCAAGCUGGAAGAGCUGUCCAGAAUAAUGCAUGAUGAAGUGAGUGAGACCGAAAAUAUUCGAAAAAAUCUGGCGAUAGAGAGGAUGAUUAUUGAAGGGUGUGAAAUUCUGCUGGACACCAGCCAGACUUUCGUAAGACAAGGGUCCCUCAUCCAAGUUCCGAUGUCGGAGAAAGGAAAGAUCACGCGGGGGCGGCUGGGCUCCCUCUCGCUGAGGAAGGAGGGCGAGCGGCAGUGCUUCCUCUUCUCCAAGCACUUGAUCAUCUGCACCAGGGGCUCCGGAGGCAAGCUGCAUCUCACCAAGAACGGCGUGAUCUCCCUCAUCGACUGCACGCUGGUAGAGGAGCAGGAGAGCACCGAUGAGGACGCAAAAGCAUCAGGGCAAGACAUCGACCAUCUUGACUUCAAAAUCGUGGUGGAGCCAAAAGAUUCCUCAUCUUUUACGGUUAUCCUCGUGGCCUCGUCCAGGCAGGAGAAGGCUGCGUGGACCAGCGACAUCAGCCAGUGCGUGGACAACAUCCGCUGCAACGGCCUCAUGAUGAACGCCUUCGAGGAGAACUCCAAGGUCACCGUCCCCCAGAUGAUCAAGUCUGAUGCCAGCUUGUAUUGUGAUGAUGUUGACAUUAGGUUCAGUAAAACGAUGAAUUCCUGCAAGGUCCUGCAGAUCCGCUAUGCAAGCGUGGAACGGCUCCUGGAGAGGCUGACGGACCUGCGGUUCCUGAGCAUUGACUUUCUGAACACGUUCCUGCAUUCGUACCGCGUCUUCACCACCGCCCUGGUCGUCCUCGACAAGCUCAUCACGAUCUACAAGAAGCCGAUCAGUGCCAUCCCCGCACGGUCCCUGGAGCUCCUGUUUGCAAACAGCCAGAACAACAAGCUGCUGUACGGCGAGCCCCCCAAGUCCCCCCGAGCCAACCGCAAGUUCUCCUCGCCUCCCCCUCUCUCCAUCACCAAGUCCUCGUCCCCCAGCCGGCGGAGGAAGCUCUCCCUGAACAUCCCCAUCAUCACAGGAGGGAAGGCGCUGGACCUGGCUGCUCUGAGCUGCUCCUCCAACGGCUAUGCAAGCAUGUACUCCUCCAUGGCUCCCUUCAGUAAGACCACGUUGGACAUAAACAAACUGUACGUGUCCAGUAACUAUCCCAAUAAAAUCCCUGAUGAAGGAGAAGCAGCCUCAGAAAAGCAAGAGGAGCCGCUGCCGAGCAAGCAAAGCUCAGAGGUAACUGUCAGGGAAGAGUCGGACACAGAUCCCAAUCAGAGCGAUGAAGCAGAAGCUGAAACUUCCCCAACAAAAUCUCCGACGACUCCUAAGUCCAUCAAGUGCAAAAAUUCAUCAGAUUUCUCGUUGUUUUCUUACAACAACGGCGUGGUCAUGACAUCCUGCCGGGAGCUCGACAGCACCCGCAGCGCCCUGUCCGCUGCCUCCGCGUUCGCCAUCGCCACGGCGGGAGCCAACGAGGGGACCCCCACCAAGGAGAAGUACCGCAGGAUGUCCCUCGCCAGCGCAGUUUCAGGCUUUCCGACGGACCAGCGGAAUGGAGACAAGGAGUUCGUGAUCCGGAGAGCGGCCACCAACCGGGUCCUCAACGUGCUGCGGCACUGGGUCUCCAAACACUCGCAGGACUUUGAAACCAACGAGGAGCUGAAGUUCAGAGUGAUCGGCUUUCUGGAGGAGGUUAUUCACGAUCCCGAGCUCCUGACCCAGGAGAGGAAAGCAGCUGCCAACAUCAUAAGGACCUUGACGCAGGAGGAUCCAGGAGACAAUCAGAUAACCCUGGAGGAGGUUGUACAGAUGGCUGAGGGAGUCAAAGCAGAACCUUUUGAAAACCACUCGGCCCUGGAAAUAGCAGAACAGCUGACGCUGCUCGAUCACCUGGUCUUCAAGAAGAUCCCGUAUGAAGAGUUCUUCGGGCAAGGUUGGAUGAAGCUUGAGAAGAACGAAAGGACUCCUUACAUCAUGAAGAACACAAAACACUUUAAUGAUGUCAGUAACUUGAUAGCGUCGGAGAUCCUCCGGAACGAGGAGAUCAACGCGCGGGUGAGCGCCAUCGAGAAGUGGGUGGCGGUGGCGGACAUCUGCAGGUGCCUGCACAACUACAACGCCGUGCUGGAGAUCACCUCCUCCCUCAACCGCAGUGCCAUCUUCCGCCUGAAGAAAACCUGGCUCAAGGUCUCCAAGCAGACGAAGGCUCUGAUCGAUAAGCUACAAAAGCUGGUGUCGUCGGAGGGCAGGUUCAAGAACCUGAGGGAGGCACUGAAAAAUUGUGACCCUCCGUGCGUCCCCUACCUGGGAAUGUACCUGACCGACCUGGCGUUCAUCGAGGAGGGGACCCCGAAUUACACCGAGGACGGCCUGGUGAACUUCUCCAAAAUGAGGAUGAUUUCACACAUCAUAAGAGAGAUCCGCCAGUUCCAGCAAACCUCCUACAAGAUUGAGCACCAGCCUAAGGUGACGCAGUACCUGCUGGACCAGUCGUUUGUGAUGGACGAAGAAACCCUUUACGAAGCUUCUCUGCGAAUAGAGCCCAAACUGCCUUCUUGAGCCCGGAGCAGUGGCCGGCGGCUGCUCGUGUACACACGCUAUACCAUACUGUAUAUAUCCGUUUGUUUCUGUUGGACGCCCUGGAGUGACUUCCACGUAUGUGCUUCUCCAAGCAAACCGCCCCCCUCGUUCUUUGGCCGCAGUAGACCUCGCGUAGGAUUUCCCGCAUCGUUUAAGGUUUCCACGCAUCGACACUUUGCUGGAGUCCCGGUUUCUUUUCGAUGAUGAUGUUAUUUUUGUCAUUUGUGCUUCUCGAGGGGGCCGGCGGUCGGGCAGGUGACCCCGUGUGUUCCCACAGGGCUCUCGGGCGGCAUGGAGCGGCUCUCGCUCGGACGGUGCCGGCAGUAACAUCCCUGGGCAAGCUCUGUAAGGCGGGGGAAGAGAACGCGUCAAAGUUUAUCCCUCCGUGGGAAGCUGCCCUCUCUCUCUGUGCCACCCCCCCGCGCUGGCCCGGCGCCAGGGGGGGCUCUCGGCCGCUGCCCCCGGUCCCUCCUAAGUCGGGAAGAUGGAAACGUCCCUUUGACUCUCCUCGCUGCAUACGGCUCAUGACAAGCUUCUGUUGAUAUGCUAUAGAUCCGUAUACCUUGUGACCACUAUGAGUAACAUGAUGUAGAAUUAGAAAAAGAUGACCGAGUGUUUUUAUUACAUAUACUGUAAUCCUGUCUAACCACCUUCUAGCAGGAAUAUAGUAAUGUAGUGCUUAUUCUGUGAAUAUUACCAUGUAUUUUUUACAUUGUACAGUAUAUAAACACAGUUUAACUUUACAGUGGCAGGCAUGCUCCACUCUAACAACCGGAACACUUUUGCUGUAAGCAAUACCUCGUGGUAUGAGAAUUCUCUUUCAAGCCCUAAAACUAUUUCAACUUACAGCUUGUUUGGAAAAAUAUUUCCAUUUUUUUGUAAAAAUAUAUGUUUCCUGAUUACC
Molecule: messenger RNA, 4702 nt
Organism: Gymnogyps californianus (California condor)
Lineage: Eukaryota; Metazoa; Chordata; Aves; Accipitriformes; Cathartidae
Gene: RASGRF1
Product: Ras protein specific guanine nucleotide releasing factor 1
Exons: 27
Coding region: 1-3777 (1258 amino acids)
Biological process (GO): Ras protein signal transduction; positive regulation of GTPase activity
Cellular component (GO): plasma membrane
Molecular function (GO): protein binding; guanyl-nucleotide exchange factor activity
Source: RefSeq, a predicted model, not a curated record